GCAGGGUGGGGAAGGAGCGGCUCGGCUCAACCUCCGCCGCGCACGGAGCUCCGGGCCGCCUCUGGUGUUGGCGGGCGCGGCCUAGGCGAGGGUUGGCGGUGGGAGCCCCCCGCGGCGGGCCGCUCCCUCCCGCGGGUCGGCUUCUGUAGCUGAGAAUUGUUAGUACCUGUGACAUGGUACACCAAACUCAAGUGUGAAAGCACAAGGCAAAAUUUCAUAUGGCAAUCACUUCUAUGCUGAAGCAUUAAACUACUCUGAAGCUACUCCUGCUGGUACUGGAUCUGUACAUGAUCACUAUUCAUGCAGUGAGUGAAUUAGUAAUCAAGAAGCAUGGUGGGAGUACUUACUAACAGCAGAAAAGCAGGAAUCUGUGGCAGAACUGCCCUUUGUUGAAAAUUGUGGAAAGUUCUCUAGCACUUUUAUUCAGUGAUUAAAUUCAAGACAUGGGGCCAAUGAAAUAUAAGUCAAGUGUGUCCUCCGUGUCCUGUGGUCUGCAAUAUCACCAUUUGUUGAUAAAGUGGAGUCCAAAAAUGAAUUUACACAUAGUGCGGACUUACUGCUCAUCAGCACCUAAGAGGCCUGAAGCCAAGUCUGCGAUAGAAAUGGCCAUGGGUCUUCUUAAUCGGCUGACAGAAGCUGGGACCAUUAUGGGAAAAAACUCCCUUCAAAAAAUGUCUGCAACAUGCAAGAGUUGGUGGGACAGAUAUGAAGAGUUUGUUGGAAUUAAUGAAGUUCGAGAGGCUCAGGGAAAAGUGACAGAGGCUGAAAGUGUCUUUAUGAUAGCUCGAGGGAUAGUACGAGAGGCUCGUGAAAAUGUGGAAGCCCAACAGAUUAAACUGAAGGAAAUUCGGGACCGCUUAGACAGGGUCUCUCGGGAUGACACCCAGUAUUUAGAACUCGCUACUCUGGAACACAGGUUGCUGCAGGAAGAGAAGAGGUACCGAGCUGCGUAUUUAAAUGCAGAAGAAUCCGAGAGAGAAAAAUUCUCUCUCUUCUCUGCAGCUGUAAGGGAAAGCCAUGAGAAAGAGCGAACAAGAGCUGAAAAAACAAAGAACUGGUCUAUUAUUGGUUCUGUACUAGGAGCCAUUAUAGGUGUUCUUGGUUCUACCUAUGUUAAUCGAGUAAGGCUGCAAGAACUAAAAGUCUUGGUGCUUGAAGCACAGAAGGGCCCAAUAAAUCUGCAAGAAGCCAUCAAAGAACAGGCCUCCAGUCAUUACUUACAGCAGAAGGAUCUCAGUGACGUCAUAGCCGACCUGAAAAAUGUGCUGCAAACAAGGACAUCACAGGAAAUAAAAGAAGGCACUUUGUUAACUAGAGAAGACAGGAAUAACUCCAUAAAAAUAGAUUCUCUCUUAAUUCCUUUAAACGAACAGCUAAACUACACUAAACAAGUCAGUUCAUGUCUAGGGAGUUUACAACAGCAGUUUAACAGUUUGCAGGAAAGCAUAGCACAAAUGAUUUCUGAAAUGCAGAGUGUUAAACUUGCGGUUCAUUCUAGACCUACAGAAAGAGUGAUGCCAAGGUCUUCAGUGGAGGGUAAGGGCCAGGCUUCUGCCGUGAGAGAUGUGAUUUUAGAAUUGUGUGAUACCGAGCGGAGACUGGAAACACAAAUCAAGAGAAAUUCUAUUUACAGCACUGCGGUGACAUGCGCUGUGUUUGCUAUUACUCUGCCCGUACUCUAUAUUAUACUUAAAGGGAACUGAUCUCUAAUUAAUUGCCACAAUUUACUAGAUUAAUAAAAGUAAACUUGCACUCUAAGUACGUAAGAGUACGAGUCCAAAUAAAGUUGUGUUAGCAUUUCUCGUUAUGCUUUCUCCUGUAUAUUUGGAAAACUUGUAAAGGCUUAGUCCAUCUACAGCUGCAGGCUCCAGGUUUACAGUCUUUUACAGUCAUGCCUUGUGGUUUUUAACUCUUCAAGCAAAGGAAAUUCCACAGUUUCAUCUGUUGAUUUUAUUCACUGGUUCACUCUUUUACUGUCUAGUCUUGUAUAUCAUGCCAGUCAGUGACUUUCACUCUGGAGCUGUAUUUGAGAUUUUCUGUUCAAGUUAUUCUUUUAAUCUAUCAUUGAUCCAAGUGCUUCAUGUGUAAUCCUUUAUAAUUUUUGUCCUUAUUUCUUCAUAGUUUUGCAAUUUGUCCAUACACAAAACAUUACGAGUCAUUUUACCAAACAGACAGAAAUAUUUGCCCUGAAGUUUUUGUUUUGUUUUGGUUUGGUUUUUUAAUUCUAGAUGCAGCGACUUGAAAUGUGAAAAACAGCAGGGGCCAUGUAAAUAAGGAUUGAAAUUACUAUGAUACAAUGUGGCUGUACAGCCAGAUGAUUCAUUUAAAAUACAUUUAAGUUACAUGUGGUAACUUUUUCCUAGGAAUGUUUGAAGUAUCCAAAAGCAUUUCUGGAGCUUUAGCUAUUUGUUACUAGUAGCUCCAUGUCCUUAAAGGCUUACAGGCAGGGAAGAAGAGUUCAGAUACAGAGAUGUAGUAAGUGUGAUGAUGUUUAUUCUGCAGAUGCAAGCCAAUUAACCUUUCUUUACAGACUUCUUAACCCAUCAUUCCCUAUGUAUUUUGUGGUUUUAGUAAUCAUCUAUGGCGCAAUCACUUUCUUCUCCUUACUAGUGUCUCAUUGGAACUCUCCAUUUUUUAUUCUUCUUUCAAUUUUGUCGUGUCUGGAAAUGGCAAUGCUACUGUACAGCAGGUGCUUUUAAGCUGGUAUGUUAAUGGUAAUAGUGUUACACAAACUACUCCAAAAUAAUAUUUGGAAAAAACUGAAAGGUCCAGCUGCCUUUUUUUCCGGGAAGGAUGAAGAAUGGCUGA
Haliaeetus leucocephalus (bald eagle) is the source of this 2808-nucleotide messenger RNA. RefSeq names its product coiled-coil domain containing 51 (gene CCDC51). The record is from RefSeq and is a predicted model, not a curated record. NCBI's taxonomy places the organism in Eukaryota, Metazoa, Chordata, Aves, Accipitriformes, Accipitridae. The coding region runs from base 444 to 1703 and encodes 419 amino acids. The transcript is spliced from 5 exons.